Molecule: messenger RNA, 5743 nt
Organism: Panicum virgatum (switchgrass)
Lineage: Eukaryota; Viridiplantae; Streptophyta; Magnoliopsida; Poales; Poaceae
Product: sister chromatid cohesion protein PDS5 homolog A-like
Exons: 32
Coding region: 207-5315 (1702 amino acids)
Biological process (GO): DNA repair; mitotic sister chromatid cohesion
Cellular component (GO): chromatin; nucleus
Source: RefSeq, a predicted model, not a curated record
AGCAAGCCAGCCUUGGCAUUCCGCUCACGAGCUCUCCGCCUCGCCCCUCUUCUUCUCUCUCCUCCACCACCCUCACGCCAAUUUCGAAACAGCGCGAGAGCAGCCAAAAGCCGAGGGAGCCUUCCGGUCUCAGAUUAGAACCCAGGGAGGCGGAGGCGGGAGCUUUGGAGCGCGAAUUGGGCGUCGAUCCGGCGCGGCGGCCGGGGAUGGCGGCCGCGGAGCAGCUCAAGGAGCUGGGGGAGAAGCUGCAGGCGGCGGCGCCGGCGCCCGCGGACGAGCUCGCCAAGCUCCUCGAGAAAGCUGCGGAAUGCUUACAUGGAAUAGAGCAGUCGCCAGGGUCCUCGGUAAUGGAAGCUCUUCAACCCAGUUUAAAGGCUUUCACCAGAGAAGAAUUUCUGAAGCAUGAAGAUGAAGAUAUCAAAGUUCUAUUGGCAACCUGCUUCUGUGAAAUUACAAGAAUAACUGCACCUGAUGCUCCCUACGACGAUGAUGUUCUAAGGGACAUAUUCUAUCUAAUUGUAGGUACAUUUCGUGGGCUCAGUGAUGUUAAUAGUCAAACCUUUGGCAGGAGAGUUGCUAUUCUCGAAACAGUUGCUAGAUACCGAGCAUGUGUUGUGAUGUUAGAUCUUGAAUGCGACUAUCUUAUCACAGACAUGUUUCGAACGUUCUUAGAAGUUGUCAGUGACAGUCAUGAAGAAAAAAUUGUAAAGUCAAUGCAGACAAUAAUGACCCUUAUUGUAGAUGAGAGUGAAGAUAUACAGGAGAGUCUUCUACAUGUGCUGUUGUCAGCACUGGGGCAGAAGAAAACUGGUGCUGCAAUGUCUGGGCGUAAGCUUGCUCGCAGUGUCAUCAAGCAUUCUGCAGGAAAACUUGAACCAUACAUAAAGAAGUUUCUGACAUCUUCAUGGGCUGGGGAUGGCAGUUCUUCGAAUGAUCAAAUUGACCACCACGGAAUCAUAUUUGACAUUUAUCAGUGUGCUCCGAAGGUUCUUAAGGUGGUUGUGCCUUAUAUUACUGGGGAACUGCUGGCAGAUGAAGUAGAUAUUCGGUCUAAGUCAGUUGAAUUACUUGGGGAAAUUUUUUCUUUACCUGGAGCCCCUAUUGUGGAAUAUUUCAAAACUCUCUUCUCUGAGUUUCUGAAGAGGCUGACUGAUAGAAUAGUUGAAAUCCGUAUUUCUAUGGUUGAGCAUUUGAAGAGAUGUCUAAUAUCAAAUCCUUCCCGACCUGAAGCUCCUGAAAUUCUCAAGGCACUUUGUGACAGAUUGCUUGAUUAUGAAGAAAAUGUGCGAAAGGGAGUGGUGGCUGCACUUUGUGAUGUAGCUUGCCAUUCACCUGAUGCAAUUCCAAUUGACACAAUUAAAGUAGUAGCGGAGCGUGUUCGCGAUAAAUCGGUGGCUGUGAAGUGCUAUGCCAUGGAGAGGUUGGCAGAUAUUUAUAAGCUAUAUUGCCAGAGGGGUUCUGAUAGCUAUUCUGAUGAUUUUGAGUGGAUACCUGGAAAAAUAUUAAGAUGUAUUUAUGACAAAGAUUUUAGGUCAGAGUCAAUCGAAUCCAUUUUGUGUGCUUCCUUGUUCCCACCGGAGUUUCCAACGAAGGGAAGAGUGAAACAUUGGGUUACAGCUGUGACGCACUUUGAUAAAGUUGAGAUGAAAGCUCUUGAAUCGAUUCUUCUGCAAAAGCAAAGACUGCAACAAGAAAUGCUGAAAUACAUGUCACUUCGGCAACUAAGCCAGGAAGAUGCCCCUGAUCUGCAAAAAAGAAUCGUUGGAUGUUUCCGGAGCAUGUCUCGCUCAUUCAGUGACCCUGCAAAGUGUGAGGAGAACUUGAACAUGCUUCAUCAGCUAAAAGAUGACAAUAUCUGGAAAUUAUUCACUAACCUGCUUGAUUGCUCAACUUCAUUCGAGAAAGCUUGGUCUCUUCGGGCAGACUUGCUUAAGAUACUUGGUGAAAAACAUGCGCUUUAUGAUUUUGUGGCCACAUUAGCAAUGAGAUGUUCAUAUUUACUUGUAAACAAGGAGUAUGCCAAAGAGAUCCUGUCAGAAGCUUCUGAACAGAAGACUUCUGGGAAUACAAAGCUCAUCUCAGCAUGCAUGGAUCUUCUAACGGCAAUUUCUAGUUUCUUUCCAUCACUUUUGUCUGGACUUGAAGAAGACAUUGUUGAACUCCUGAAGGAGGAUAAUGAAGUGCUUAAAGAGGGUAUUGCUCACGUCUUAUCGAAGGCUGGUGGCAAUAUUCGGGAACAGCUAGCCUCAUCAAGUACCCUUGAUCUUCUAUUAGAGCGUUUAUGCUUAGAGGGCACAAGGAGACAAGCUAAAUACUCUGUUCAUGCACUUGCUGCAAUUACAAAAGAUGAUGGUCUUAUGUCCCUAUCUGUUCUUUACAAGAGGCUUGUGGAUUUGUUGGAAGAGAAGAAAGUGCAUUUACCAUCUAUAUUGCAAUCUUUGGGGUGUAUAGCUCAGAUAUCCAUGCCAAUUUUUGAAACGCGGGAAGAAGAGAUAAUAAGUUUCAUAAUUACAAAAAUUCUUGAGUGCAAUGAUGUAAGACCUUUUCUUUUUGAAUUCUCAGUUCUAUUCUAUCUUUUAUACCAUUGUCAUCACAAUUCCAAGUUUCAGCAGGAUAUGGUUGAAAAUUCUGCUCAUAAAUCUGAAUGGGGUGAUAGUACACAGAAUUGCUUGCUGAAGAUUUAUGGCAUCAAAACUUUGGUGAAGAGCUAUCUACCUUGCAAAGAUGCUCAUGCACACCCAGGAAUAGAAAAGUUAUUUGAUAUUCUGAAGAAUAUUCUUACCUAUGGUGAUAUUUCUCCAAAUAUGGUCUCAAGUGCUGCUGAUAAGGCCCAUUUGAGGCUUGCCGCAGCGAAAGCUGUUCUCCGCUUAUCAAGACAAUGGGACCACAAAGUACCUGUUGAUGUAUUUUAUUUGACUCUGAGGAUUUCACAGGAUGAUUUUCCUCAGAUGAGGAAAUUAUUUCUUUGUAAAGUACAUCAAUAUAUCAAGGAGAGGGCAUUGGAUGCAAAAUAUGCUUGUGCCUUCUUGUUUGGCGUUAACGAUUAUCAUGCCCCUCAGUACGAAGAGUUCAAGCACAAUCUGAUUGAAGUGGUUCAGAUAUGCCAACAAGUUAAGAUGCGCCAACUUUCGGUCCAAGCAGAUAUGAAUUUGCUGACGGCUUACCCAGAAUAUAUAAUUUCCUUUUUGGUUCAUGGCCUUGCUCAUGAUCCUUCAUCCCCAGACAUUGAGGAUCAUGAGAAUGUCAAAGCAUUUGGUCCAAUCUACUGGCGGUUGCAUCUGAUUCUUUCAAUUCUCCUGGGAGAAGAGGGUUUGCAACACAGUGUUCCAAGCAUGAAAAAGGAGAGCUUCACUACAAUAAUAUCUAUAUUCAAAAGCAUCAAAUGUUCACAAGAUGUGGUUGAUGGAAAUAAGACGAAGACUCUGCAUGCUAUAUGUGAUCUUGGUUUCCUUAUUGCAAAGAGGUUAUGGAACGAUCAAACAAAUUUAUCAGAUGCUCAAACGGUCCCAUUGCCUUCUCAACUUUACAUGCCACUUCAGGAUGACCAAAAUGAAAGUUCUGUGGAGAAGAGUGAUGAGAAGAUGUGGUUGGGAUGUGAGAAAGUACUGGCGCAUUUCGAGGAUGUAAUGACAGCAAACAUUGAUAAGGUCAAAUCUCCCAAACAUAAGAUGCUUAUUGACGAGACUGAUGAAUUUGGAAAUGAAGUACCACUUGGGAAAAUUGUUAAACUUCUUAAAUUGCAAGGAGAAAAGAAGACGGGAAGAAAGCAGAAGACGUCAUCUAGCUCAGUAAAUACUGGCAAUGUUGAUGAUGUCCUGGGUUUAGUAAGAGAAAUUAACUUGGACAACCAAGGAGAUUUGGGGGAAUCGCAAAAGAGUAAGCCUAAGAAGCGUCAGACUGAGACAAAUGAGACUAAUGAGAAGCCACUUGAUUUUUCUUCACCUAAACGCAAAAGAUCAAUUUCUAACAAUAGACCACAUUCAGCAAAAGGUAGUAAAAAUAGUGAUGAACAUCUAUUGCAUACUCCAAGCAAAGAUAGGACUUAUACCUCAUUGGAAACUAAGUUAAAGGAGAAGAAAGACAGGCAUGAUUCAACUGAUACAGGGCUGCUAGUAUCUCCUACUAGUAAAACCCCUGUAUCUAAAGUAAAUAAGGGUGCUAAGAAAUCCCAUACUGACAUUUUAAAUAGUGGUCCAAAGAAGUCUGCUGAUGCAGACAGUACUAAAAGAACUGUUGAACCAAGAAGUCUAAAUGGGUCACUCAAAAGGCAGAAACCAAAACCGAUUUCUGGUUUAGUAAAGUGCUCAACGCACGACUCAAGCAGCACAGACUUGGUAGGACACCGAAUAAAAGUUUGGUGGCCAUUGGAUAAGAGAUUUUAUGGAGGUGUUGUGCAAUCAUACGAUUCAUCCAAGAAAAAACAUACGGUGCUAUACGAUGAUGGAGAUGUUGAAGUGCUUAACUUGUCUAAAGAGAAAUGGAUGCCUAUUGAAAGUAAUGAUUCAUCAGUGAAGAACCAAAAGAAAGAUCAUCUUUUGACAAACCAAGGAAGAGCACAGGAGAGAACAACUAGCAGCAGCAAGUCUUCGCCUAGCCAACAGAAGUCAAAAAAGAGGUCCUUACCUCCAAAGAGGAAAGGGCAGCCAAAGAACAAACGAAGAAAGACUGCAGGAGGGAACAAGUCUGUUGAAGCGAGAAGUGGAGCUGGUGGUAACGAUUCAGAUUCAUCCAGUUCCCUUGCUCGCUCAGAUGUUGAUAAAGAUGUAAACUCAGAUGCCCAAAUGGAGGAAGAAGUAGUAAUUAGCUCAGCUAAGAAAGAGAAGGCCAGGAAAGACUCCAAAGAUGUGGAAAUAAAAGAGAAGGUGCAGAAGGGGUCCAAAGAUGUGGAGAUGAAAGAGAGGGCAGGGAAGGAUACCAAAGAUGUGGAAACAGAAGUGAAGGCAGGGAAGGAGUCCAAAGAUGUGGGAAUGAAAGAGAAGGCAGGGAAGGACUCCAAAAAUGUAAAAACAAAAGAGUCCAAAGAUGUGGAAGGGAAAGAGAAGGCAGGGAAGGACUCAAAAGAUGUAAAAAUGAAAGAGAAGGCAGCAAAAGAGUCGGAAGAUGUGGAAGUGAAUGAGAAGGCAGGGAAGGACUCGAAUGAUGUGGAAAUGAAAGAGAAGGCUGGAAAAGAGUCCAAAGAUGUAAAAAUGAAGCAAAAGGCAGGGAAAGAGUCCAAAGAGGCGGAAAAGCAGGAUGAGCAUAGUUUGAGCAGCAAGGAGGAAUCAGACAAUGAAACCCUCAGCGUGUGGAAAAAACGCACAGCAAAAGCAACAUAGUCUUGCUUUCUCAGCUGACCAUUCAUAGUAGGACGCAGUUCGGGAAUGUGGAUAUCUCAUUGAUUGACCCUUCGCAAUUGACAGUUGUAAUGUAGAAAAUGUUCGUUUCAAUAGCAACACGUUAGUAUAGAAGAACAGUGGAAUAGAAUUUGCUUGUAAUGUUAUUAGAUGCGGGCACUUGUUUGCCCAUUAAGCUGUGGCAUGGCAUCCUUGGGUUCCGUCUUGUAAAACCUUGAGAGGAGAGGGUAAGAGGCUCUGUAACAUAUCUGUUGGUUCUUUUGCAGGAGAAGAUGGUGCUUUGUUGUUGAACUCGUGUAGAAAUGUUGUAGGCAAUAAACUAGUGGCUCGUGUUGUAUAACUAGCUGUGGGCAUCCAAUUUUUGGCACCCUUUCUAAAGAACCGUACUUUGGAUGUAGAAUCUGGUAGUA